UUAUUUACUUUUUCAAUUCACAAACACAUAGAGAACAUUUUUUUUUUGCAAAUUUUGCCUGUAACAAUCUCCCAGAAAUUGUGAAACUUUAUCCUUUUGUCUCUUGGAUGAACAAAGAAAUAUAUGUCUAAAAAAUCAAAGAAGAUAUCAGAAAUGUUAGACCCUCCAUCUUCAACCAUUAUCCAUGUUGUCUCCCACCAUUUGAGUCAAAAUCACAUAGACAGAGAUAACAUAAGCAUAAAAAAUAGCAGUAUUGACAAAAAUGGCUUCUUGAUUCUUGGUCAGACCAGAAGCUUAAACCCAGCUUCAAUCCAAACUCAAAAUGUAACCACAAGCUCGUCUCAACAAUCCGAACAAACCCCAGAAACCAAUUUGAACAAUCGCCCGCAGAAUCGAAGGAACCUAAUUCGUCUUUUUCACGAGAACCCAUUCAAAAAAUUUCAACUCAAAACCCUAGAAAAUCACUCAAAUCGAUCUUACUCCGUCAGACUCGGCUUCAAAAUGAUGUUUCCAACUAGAAUCAUGAACAUCCAAUCGAAUUUGAAGCCCUAAUUUUCUGAUUUCAAAUGAAACUUAGCUUCUUCGUUGAAUUCGGCACAGACGGGUUUCAAUUGUGGCCUAAAAUUCAUUCAAACUUCUUCGAAUUGAAGCUCCAAAUCAGUAGUUCAAACUUAGAUAAUGAAUAAAUCACAAAAUUUAGAACCAAAAUUGAAUGGAGAACAAGGAAUUGAACUUUUUGGAACAAAUAGUGAAAAGCUAUAGAUAUGAUUUCCUCUUUAAAACACUGAUGAACUUUAAUUUUGCUAAGCCCAACACAGAAAAAUAGGUAAAUAGGUCGGACUAGAUAAAUGGGUAAAAAUAAGACCCAUAUUUGAUUCUUGGUUAAAGAUUGUCACGUGGCCCAGUUAAAAAUUGCCACGUCAUUAAAUGAAAGAUGCACCAAUUAUGUCGUUAGUCGUGAAAGUAUUUUUGUUAAUAGAACUAACGUCGUAUAUUUUUUUGGACGGAUAGAUGGACGGGACAUUUAUAAACUAUUUAGCAAACGAUAUAAAACAAUCUUCUAUAUGAGUUCAAAUUGUUGGGGAAAAGUCGAUAAAUUGUCGUCCCUCCUGUCAGCUGUGUCUAAAUUCUAAAGCACCAACUUUUAACCCUAAAACAAUAUUACCUUUGGCCUCAUCGAGCUUCUUUGAUCUCCAUAACUCUGUUUAGUGGAUAUGACAACAGAAGAAGAAUGGUUUAUGGAAAACAUCGUACUGCUCGUGCUCAACUUCGACAGGAUCCGGUGGAGUGUAAGAUUGACGAAUUGUCGGAUGAGUUGCUUGUGGCCAUUCUUUCAUAAUUAUCCCUAAAGAAAGCAGCAACAACCUCCCUUAGUAGAUGGAGAUAUUUAUGGCAAUAUACAUCUGGUUGUCUUGAGUUUUAUGAUGUGGAUAAAAGGCCGGAGGCAGCACUCGAAAUUAUGAAGUUGGUAAAUCAAGUUUUUUAAAUUGCACCAGGGUCCAACUUUAGAUCAAUUCCGAGUUGGUUUUAACUUUUUUGGUGGUUGUUCCACAACUGAAAUUGAUCGCUGGAUUGAAUUUGCAAUUCAAAAGGAAGUUAAAUUAUUUGAAUUGAACUUACGAGCUGGCUGGGGAUAUCAUUUUGCCACUUAUUUUUUUCCUGACAUUGGGAAAUUGUUGUCUGGGGAUAUUUGCAAGAUCAAAUUUUCCAGAUUUUGUUGUAAUCUGAAAUCACUUAGCCUGUUCGGUGUCAAUGUCAAGGAGGAGAUCCUUCAAAUUUUUCUUUCCAAUUGUCCAUGUCUCGAGCAAGUCUGUGUUUCAGGUUGUAAAUCUUUACAGAAUUUGGAAGUUACUGGCCCGCUUACAAGUUUGAAGUCCAUGGAAAUAUUAUGGUGUCGCAAUGUCAAGGGUCUAGAGAUUGAUGCUCCAAAUCUAAUGUCUUUUAAAUACAUAGGACCUGAUAUACUUCUGCCUUUUCAAAAUUUUCCGCAGUUAUCUGAGCUAACAACUGGAAGUCAGUAUUGUUAUUCUUUUAUUUUUAAUGCUGACAAGCAUGAAAGCUAUUCCUGUAAGCUGAGGAAGCUUAAACUAAAGGUGCCUCGUGAGAUUGCUAUGAGGGAAAGUUGGCUCACAUUACAUUACCCUGAUAAUUUCCCUAGACCGAACAAUCUAAGGGAGUUGGAAUUGGACCUUACAUUAGAAGCUGGUGAAAGCCUGCUCUUCUUCACUUUUUUUAUCAAGGCAGCUUCUCUGCUGUCUAGAUUCAGAGCCCGGAUAAUAUACAUUCCAGCCUUACAUAAGCAGUAUGUCGGUAUUGGUGUGCGUAUCUUGGAACGUGCAGCUCGAGAGGCUACUGCCGGUUUUGUUCACAAACGUCUAAAGGUGGUGAAGUUAAUCGGUUUUACAGGGCGUAGAACUGAUUAUAAGCUUGCGUUGCAUUUGCUAGAAAUUGGACGAGGCUCUCUUAAGAAGAUCAUCCUACAGCCUACAAAUGACAGUCACGGCAUCAAGAUUAAGAGAGUGACAUUAAUCGAAAAGCGGAGCAAGCAGCUUGAAGCAAAGUUGCCUCCGGGGGCUAAACUGGUGAUGCUAUAUAGUUUCAAAUUCUUCUUGGCUUACAAUUUCAAGUAUUUUUUAAAUUAUUGAUGUAAACGUUGGGAUCUCUGUUUAUUACUCUGCCAAUAUGUGAUAGUAAAAUGGAAAGGCGGAAUAUAUAUUUAUUAUUCAAUGAACGCAUCUAAUCUCUCCAGUAAAAGAAAGGGAGAAGUGCACAAUUAGGGAUGGGCAUAGUUUAGGCAAACCCGAAAUCCAAACCGAAUUCCGAAUUUUUUGAAUUUUGGGAUUACGGAUUAGAUUUUGAAUUUAAUUUUUAAUUUUUUUGGA
Molecule: messenger RNA, 2882 nt
Organism: Nicotiana tabacum (common tobacco)
Lineage: Eukaryota; Viridiplantae; Streptophyta; Magnoliopsida; Solanales; Solanaceae
Source: RefSeq, a predicted model, not a curated record